UUCCCCUACACGCCAUACCUCAUCCAGGAGCGGUUCAUGGCUGCGCUGUACAACGCGCUAGAGGCAGGCUGUGUCGGGAUCUUCGAGAGCCCCACGGGCACGGGAAAGUCGCUGAGUCUUAUCUGCGGGGCUCUCUCCUGGCUCCGAGACUUUGAGGAGAAAAAGCAGCAGGAGGAGGCACGACUUCUGUCGCUUGAGGAUAGCGGGCAGGAAGGGAAGAAGCUGCUGACCUUGGUGGAGCCAGGACACCCAGACAGCAGAGACACCGCUGGGGAACCAGACUGGGUCACAGCGUUUGUGCAGAAGAAGGAAGAGCGAGACACGGUGAACAGGCUGAAGGAAGAGCAGCUGAGGAGGAAGAGGCAGGAAGAUCAUCUGGAGAAGAUUCGCCAUAACGUGCAGUUAAAAUAUGCAGUGAAGAGGAAGAGAGCUGAGGAGGAUGAGACAAGGCGAUUUCUGCAGCUCAGCAAGGAGGUUCUUUCAGAGGGAACUGGAGUGGAUAUGCUGGAGAAGCUGGAUCACAGUGAGGAGGAGCUGAUCCUUGCUGAAUAUGAGAGUGAUGAAGACAAGAAAGUGAUAUCUGGGUUUGAAGAUGAUGAUGAUGAUGAUUUGGAAGAGGAACAUGUGACUAAGAUCUACUACUGCAGCCGCACUCACUCCCAGCUGUCUCAGUUUGUGCGUGAGGUGCAAAGGAGUCCUUUUGGCAAAGGCACACGGCUGGUCUCCUUGGCAUCCAGGCAGAACCUGUGUGUGAAUGAGGAGGUGCGGCGCCUGGGGGCUCUCCAAAUCAUCAAUGACCGCUGCAUGGAGAUGCAAAAGAACAAACAUGAAAAGAAGAGUGAUGAGGAAAAGGCAGGGCAGAAGCACCGUGCCAGCCACACCACAUGCCCCUUCUACUCCUACGAGCAGAUGCAGUUUCUCCGUGAUGAAGUUCUCGUGGAGGUGAAGGACAUUGAGCAGUUGGUGGCUCUGGGGAGGGAGAUCAAAGCCUGCCCGUACUAUGGGAGUCGAUUCGCCAUUCCUGCUGCUCAGAUGGUGGUGCUGCCCUAUCAAAUGCUCUUGCAUGAGCCUACGAGGAGUGCUGCUGGGAUCAAGCUGAAGGGCCAGGUUGUAAUCAUUGACGAAGCUCACAACCUCAUAGACACCAUCACCUGUAUCCAUAGCGCAGAAGUCAGUGGCUCUCAGCUGUGCUGUGCCCACUCCCAGCUGUCACAGUACAUGGAGCGAUACAGGAAACAUUUGAAGGCAAAGAACUUGAUGUACAUUAAGCAGAUUCUGUAUAUGCUAGAGCGGUUUGUGGCUGUUCUGGGAGGUAAUGUGAACCAAAAUCCAAGCUGUCAGGCAGUUCCCCAAACAGGGACAGUACUAAAAUCCAUCAAUGACUUUCUGUUUCAGAGCCAGAUUGACAAUAUCAACCUCUUCAAGGUUCAGCGUUACUGUGAGAAGAGCCUCAUCAGCAGGAAGCUUUUUGGGUUUGUGGAGCGAUACAGAGGCCCUGCCACAGCUGUGAAGACCAACAAGGAGAACCAGAAGUUGACCGGUUUGCAAAGCUUUCUUCUGACCUUCAGGCAAGGGUCUGAUAAAGAGGGUACCCCCCAGAGCCAUCCUCCCGUGGAGACUGAAAACGGGCAGCUCCGAGCUGCCUCUCCGCUGAUGCAGAUUGAAGGAUUUCUCUCAGCCCUGACAAAUGCAAACCAAGAUGGUAGAGUCAUUCUCAACAGGCAAGGCACAGUUGGUCAGAGCAGCCUCAAAUUCCUCUUGCUGAAUCCAGCUGUCCAUUUUGCCAAGGUGGUAGAAGAAUGCCGUGCUGUGAUUAUUGCUGGGGGCACCAUGCAGCCGGUGACUGAUUUCCGAGAGCAGUUGCUAUCCUGUGCUGGUGUCGACCCUGCACGUGUUGUGGAGUUCUCUUGUGGACAUGUGAUUCCUCCAGAAAACAUUUUACCCAUAAUCCUCUGCAGUGGUCCUUCCAACCAGCAGCUGGAGUUCACCUACCAGACAAGAGAUCGUCCCCAUAUGAUGGAUGAGACAGGUCGAAUCCUUUGCAACCUGUGCAACGUGGUCCCAGGGGGUGUGGUGUGCUUCUUCCCCUCCUAUGACUAUGAGAAGCAAGUGUAUGCACACUGGGAGAAGACAGGGCUGCUCACACGCCUGGCAGCCAAGAAGAAGGUCUUUCAGGAGCCUAAGAAAGCCAGCCAGGUGGAGCAGGUGCUGGUGGAAUAUGCCAAGUGCAUAAAGGGCUGCAGCCAGGCGGGAGGACAGAUGACAGGGGCCCUGCUGCUUUCUGUGGUUGGAGGUAAAAUGAGUGAAGGCAUCAACUUCUCUGAUGAGCUGGGAAGGUGUGUGGUUAUGGUGGGAUUGCCUUUCCCCAACAUUAAAUCUCCAGAGCUCCAGGAAAAAAUGGCUUGGCUUGACAAAACCAUGCCCAGAGCUGCUGGCCAGGCACCUAGCAAAGUGCUGAUUGAAAACCUGUGCAUGAAGGCAGUGAACCAGUCCAUAGGUAGAGCCAUUCGCCACCAAAAGGACUUUGCAAGCAUCUUGCUGCUGGACCACAGGUAUGGAAGCUCUGCCAUCCUCAGCAAACUGCCCCAGUGGAUCAGGGAGAGAACCCAGGUGAAAGCCACCUUUGGAGCAGCGUUUGCAGAGCUAAGGAAGUUCCAUCGAGGGAAGUGAAGUGGAGCAGG
Messenger RNA from Indicator indicator, 2681 nucleotides. RefSeq names its product DEAD/H-box helicase 11 (gene DDX11). Bases 37 to 2670 code for a protein of 877 amino acids. Gene Ontology annotation, biological process: nucleobase-containing compound metabolic process; establishment of sister chromatid cohesion. Gene Ontology annotation, molecular function: DNA helicase activity; ATP binding; hydrolase activity, acting on acid anhydrides, in phosphorus-containing anhydrides. Gene Ontology annotation, cellular component: nucleus. The transcript is spliced from 26 exons. Lineage: Eukaryota; Metazoa; Chordata; Aves; Piciformes; Indicatoridae. The record is from RefSeq and is a predicted model, not a curated record.